Messenger RNA from Diprion similis, 885 nucleotides. RefSeq lists its product as uncharacterized. The coding region runs from base 32 to 682 and encodes 216 amino acids. NCBI's taxonomy places the organism in Eukaryota, Metazoa, Arthropoda, Insecta, Hymenoptera, Diprionidae. The record is from RefSeq and is a predicted model, not a curated record. The transcript is spliced from 3 exons.
UGGGCACUUCUCAUUCACCAAUUCGAAGAUCAUGAGAUCGACAGGGACUUGGGUCUUCUUGGCCUCGCUGGUCUCGCUUGCCGUUAUCGCCGAGGCUCGUCCAGGGUGCGGUGAUCCGCCUCCAAACUGCGGUAGUCCGAUAUCUGUCGUUUCUUCUGCGCCACAAAUCGUCACCUAUGGAGAUCCCUGUUUCUGCAAGGAGUCGCUUCCGUACUCUAUACAGGUCCCGCAAAUGCCAUCGCCCCCCCCGGAAAAAUUGAUGACCUAUGGAUACUCAAUAAUAGAUACACCUAGGGAGUGCCCCACUCGCCUCCAUGUGCCUGUCAAAAUUCAAACACCGAUCAUCGAAAAACCUUGCGAUAAUCUAUGUGGCAGCACCUAUGAUAUAACGGUUCAACACCAACCUCGGCGUAAUCCAAGACCUUUGUACACCUUUGAUGCUGCUGUCCAAAGAGCAGUGACUGUCCAGAAACAAGAAUGCCAGCCGUGUCUGUCUCUAUCGUUCCAAGCUCCCGUUGAACACUGUCAGCCGCUACUUGGUGAGCUUCCAAUGGCUUUUGAAACCCCAGUACAGGCACCUCCUGUAAAAAUGCUCACUGGCUUAACCGCCACAGUGGACAGGGUGUUGGUUCCUGCUUGUGAAUUCGGUGGCUGCCCCGACUGCAAUGAUGUACGGUACUGAAAUUGCCUUCGAUGAAAGUUUCACCUUUCAAAUGAAAAUAUGUUUACGAUAUCACAAUUUUUAAUUAAGAACGCGUCGUUCCGACCGGGAAUCACGGUGUAUUGAGCUUGUGGGUAAUAUAUUUGAGCCUAAUGAGUGAAAAGAACUAGUCAUUUUGCAAAUGACUGUACAAGUACAUACAUAAAUAAAUUUCUAUUCAAGUA